AUGUUUUGUGCUAUUUCUGGAGAGGCACCUAAACACCCUGUCGUCUCGGUGAAGUCUGGAAGCAUAUUUGAAAAGAGUUUGAUUGAGAAAUACAUUGCUGAAAAUGGCAGAGAUCCCACCAACAAUGAAGAAAUGACUGCAGAUGAUUUAAUCGAAAUCAAGUCAACUCCCGAGACCGUAAAGCCUCGUCCCCCUAAGUUGUCUUCUGUUCCUUCUAUCUUGUCUUCGCUUCAAGAUGAAUGGGAUAGUGUCAUGCUCGAAUCCUUCACUCUGAAACAACAAUAUCAACAAGUGCGUCAAGAACUAUCCCAUGCUUUGUAUCAAAAUGAUGCUGCCACCAGAGUCAUUGCUCGUUUGAAGAAGGAGCGUGAUUCUGCCAGAGAAGCACUCGCCAAUGUCACAGCUCAUUUGGGUGCCAGUGCUCCUGCUGCUGCUCCUGCUGCUCCUGCUGCUGAGGAAUCAAUGGAUGUUGAUGCUGGUGCAUUCCCUGAAGAAGUCGUUGAGAAGAUGGAUAAGACUAGCGCCGAGCUUUCUGCUAAUCGUCGUAACAAGAAGAAGCCUCCAGUAGAAUUCGCAUCAAUUGAUUCAGUCAAAGGCUAUACAAAUAUUUCUACUAUUCCCUCGCUUCAUUCAGCUCGUUCAGCCGGUAUCACAGCAAUGGACGUCAAUGGCGAUUUCAUUUUGACAGGUGGUAACGACAAACAUGUUCAAGUAUACAACAAAGCAGAAGACAAGGUGGUUGCCAACCUUGCUGGCCACACAAAGAAAGUUACCGCUGUCAAAUAUAGAGGCCAUGCCACACCUGAUGAUAUCUGUUUGAGUGCCAGUGCUGAUAAGCAUGUUCGUGUUUGGGUUGCUGAUGAAAAGAAGGGUUACAAGCUGGGUCACAACAUCAAUGCUCACAAGAGUGAUGCCACAGACAUUGAUGUGCAUCCCAGCAAAGAUUACUUUGUCAGUGCAGGUUUGGAUAGCAAAUGGUCAUUCUACGAUUUCGAGACUGCAAAGCCAAUUGUGGAGACAUACAACACUGAAGGUGAAAAUGGCUAUACUACAAUUGCAUUCCAUCCUGAUGGUAUGAUCCUUGGUGCUGGUACUACAGACUCUGUGGUUCAAAUCUGGGAUGUCAAAUCUCAAAAGAUUGCUGCCAACUUCGGCGAUCAUGCUGGAAAGAUCAAUGCUCUCGCUUUUUCAGAAAAUGGUUAUAUUUUGGCUACUGCCUCAGAGGAUAAUCUCGUCAAGAUCUGGGAUCUUCGUAAGUUGAGCAACACAAAGACAUUCACUCUGGACGAAGGUUAUAAGGUCGAAUCUCUUGCUUUUGAUGAUUACGGGCAAUACCUUGCUAUUGGUGGUAAUGAUGUUCGUGUCUUAAGAGCCAAGGAUGGUUCUUCUAUUGCUACUUUCAGCGAUAACACUGCUGCUAUCACUGGCUUACAUUGGAAUCCUCUCGCACAAGGUUUAAUCACCUCUAGUUUAGAUCGCAAUGUUCGCUCUUACGGUGCUGCUGCUUAA
Mucor velutinosus is the source of this 1509-nucleotide messenger RNA. RefSeq lists its product as uncharacterized. Gene Ontology annotation, molecular function: protein binding; ubiquitin protein ligase activity. The coding region runs from base 1 to 1509 and encodes 502 amino acids. Gene Ontology annotation, cellular component: Prp19 complex; U2-type catalytic step 1 spliceosome; cytoplasm. The transcript has 5 exons. Gene Ontology annotation, biological process: mRNA splicing, via spliceosome; DNA repair; protein ubiquitination. The record is from RefSeq and is a predicted model, not a curated record. NCBI's taxonomy places the organism in Eukaryota, Fungi, Mucoromycota, Mucoromycetes, Mucorales, Mucoraceae.